AUGGCUACUCUACUACUCGAUCGAUUAGAAACUUUUCCACACAUCCCUGGGCCAUUAUCCUGUGGCGUAGGACGUACUGGUGCUACGAGAAGGAGGAAAAAAAAGUAUAAUAGGAAAGAAAUAGGUGUGUUUUUGUGGCAGCCUUUGGACACGCUGCCUCCUGGCCUAGAGAUAGGUAACUAUCCUUCUCAACUAGGCAGCUCGACUUGGAGCCAAGUAAAAACCCCUCUUUGUCUAGUCCUCUGUGCUCUGUCAUCCGAGACUGUGGCUUCCUGUCCGACGACGUAUCCAGUCACUGUACCAGGGGACUAA
Molecule: messenger RNA, 312 nt
Organism: Nezara viridula (southern green stink bug)
Lineage: Eukaryota; Metazoa; Arthropoda; Insecta; Hemiptera; Pentatomidae
Source: the annotation of a GenBank genome assembly